Molecule: messenger RNA, 3487 nt
Organism: Coregonus sp. 'balchen'
Lineage: Eukaryota; Metazoa; Chordata; Actinopteri; Salmoniformes; Salmonidae
Source: the annotation of a GenBank genome assembly
GGCCCACGGAAAUGGGCGAGCAUAAUCUUCUUAAUCCCGGGUUUGUGGGACCUUUGGUAAACAUCCACACUGGAGACACUUUUUACUUUCCGAAUUUCCGAGCCUCGGUGGGACAACUGGCGGGGCUACCAUCUCUCCCCUACCCGAGAAGGGACAACGUUUGCUCCCUCCCGUGGAACCCAUCGGAGCCCUGCAAUGGAUACUCUCAAUCCUAUUUUAGCAGCCCCAUGUCUAUUAACCCUUCUUUCAACGGGUCGUGUGAAAUUACUCGGCCGGAGGAGAGUAAAUGUUAUUAUAGCAACGGCAGCGCGAGCAGCAGAGAGAGCUGUUCAGGUGGUGGCGGGAGCAGCCUAAAGCGAGAGGAUAGGGCGAGGGACACAUCAUCAUCCAUAACAUCUGAUCACGGGAUGCACUCUGGCAUGGGCAGCAACAACAGUGGUGCCUUUUCCAAGUAUGAUUAUGGGACCGAGCAACUCAUUCAAGACCCGCCGUCCUGCCAAUCUCUGGAAUCCGAUUCCAGCUCCUCACUUUUCAAUGAGGGCAGCAAACCUUCCUCCAGCGACCCUCAGACCCUACUGUCACCGGGAAAACACACCGUCCACUCGGGCAACAUAGCUGCAGGCGGAGGUGGGUCCCAUCCUCAUUCAUCCAAACACUGUUAAAUGAUAUUAGAAAUCCCCAAAAUGCUCCUUUAUUAUCAGAGGAAUUAAAUAGUUCAGCAUAGCCAGAGGUUUGUUGUUGGCUCUAGCGAUUUGUUAUCAUGAUGCUCAUGUUUAGAUUUUUGCCUGCAGGCGACUUCACUUGCGUGGCGGACUAACGCCGCUAGGGGUUGCCCUAAAAUGUUCCAUCAUGCUUCAAGCCUUUGUGUACAACCAGGAGACUUUAGGCUGCAGAUCAUUUUAGUCCACGGUCUUAAAUCUUACUGCCACUGCAUGUGUCUCAGAGUCAGAGACAAAUCAUUCUGAAUAAGCUUAUCGAUGUGAUUGUAUCAUUUUGGUUUAUCUGAAUCAUUUAGCUUGUUAUAACAUGUCUAUUACGCACAGAUUACGCAGAACAAAUGAGUGCAGUGAUUUGAAGAGGUGAGGCGCUGUGGAUGACUGCAUCGAAUAGAAAGGGGUUUCGAGGGGUUUCGUUUUAAUGACUCGUAAACAUAAUUAAUAUCUGUCGCUGUAUACUAUAAAGGGGGAAAUAAGUAGGGAAAUACUUAAUUAUCACGUUAAUGUAGCUUUAACUGCAUCAGUAAAACUUCAUGUGACACAACCUACUGUAAAUUAGUGGUCACUUUGCCUUUAUGUAUAAACUCGAAGAAGGUAACAUAGAAUUUCAGCUGCUGCUUCUGAACAAACAUUCCCCAUGUCAUCGAAUAAGAUUCAGACUUAGUAAGGUCUAGAUAGACUAGACCAAAACAAGUCAUGUGUAACACAACACGUGUGUAUGUGCGCAGCACAGGAAGUCACAUUGAAAGGAGAGUAUAGCCUUGGAGGUGACUGUGAGCUUAAUAUGUGGUCCUAACUGGUGUGACUUAUCCUUCUCCUGUAUGCCCCCUCCAGGUGCCCCGUGGUACCCGAUGCACACCCGGACCAGAAAGAAACGCAAGCCCUACUCCAAGCUCCAACUGGCCGAGCUGGAGGGCGAGUUCAUGCUGAAUGAGUUCAUCACCAGACAGCGGCGGAGGGAGCUCUCUAACCGCCUCAACCUCAGCGACCAACAGGUUAAAAUCUGGUUCCAGAACCGGCGUAUGAAGAAAAAGAGACUGGUGAUGAGGGAGCAAGCUAUGACCUUCUUUUAGAUUUAGUAGAGACGUGGCACCAUAAGGAAAAUCGAUUGAUGGGCAGUAUUUCUCCUGUCUGCAAUUGCUAUAAAUGCAUGCAUGCACCCACCUAGCCUACUCUCGCUCCAUCUCCAUCAGGAGGUGCAAAAUGUUCAGGAAAGAUUUUAGGUGUAGGCCCUAAGGAAAACGACCAAGUGAUACUCCUGCGAUAACUUAGAAUAUCUGCAGAGUUAUGCAGGAUAGUACUGCCAUAGUGUUGUAGUAAAACACCUAUAGCCUACAGACGUUUAUCAACUGUGAGAUGAUAUUCUAGCGUCCCGGAUAGGCCUAAAGGACGGAAUUAGUGCAUGAUGUCCUAGACUUUAGUAAAUUCCCAAGCCCUUGAAAAUUUAUAAUUUAUUUUGAUAAAUUACUUAUAAAAGCAUAAUAAUCCUUAUUAGUCGUAUGGCCAGUGAAGAUGAAUUUGAAAACUAAAUUAACUAAAUUAAAAGCAAUAUAAUAAACACGAGGCCAGAGUGAGCGAUAAACCAAUCAGGCCAAUUCUUCACCAAUGUACCUGAAUCAACUUAACGUGCAUUCAAGACGAAGGACAUUGGUUAAGACAAACACAAUACCCUUAUCUGUUUUCUCUAGUCCCCGCCAUGUGUUUUGGCACGUUCACGGUCACGGGCAAGGAGUCAGACUCCAAGCCGCAAAUCAGAGGAUCUUAGGGAUAACUAAACCUCCAUGCCAACUUCUUUAUGGCCCCGCUCCUCAACCGUCUCUGAACUACUUUGGGGUUGGAUCAGAACAGAUGAGGUGGCUGUUUAAACCCGGGUUCGUGCUGGCUGCUAUCAAAGAUCAUAGUUCUCGUAGUUGUGCUGACAAUUAUUCUUCAAUUAUUCUUCCACAAUAGAGUUGUUGGAGUUUCUUAUUGCAAUAACAAGCAGAGGUAGAUGUCUUCUCCGUAAAUGCACAUCCCAUAGAUAGACUCUCAAUAAACUUUUUGUCCUGAUAUAGACCCCGGAAUAACGGUUACCGCUGGAAAAGUGCACAUUUGAAUGGGCAUAAUUGAAAGUAGAACUUGACUGAAAAAUAGGCUCAGUGGAAAGAAAUAUCGUAUUAUAAACAUAUAUGACAUACAAAAUCUAAACGCUGGGGUGUGAACCUUUAACUUCUGGGCAACACACAGUAUUAUAGUAUUGAAUGUAUAUGGAUUAAAACCCAGCAGUGAAAGAUACUUGCAGCAUGUUAGUGAUUAUGUGAAAAAUAACCAAAUGGAUGAUAGAUAAUAAUUGCUCGGUACCUUACAACUUUUAAUGUAGAAACAACUGAACGAUUGAAAGACAUUUCGUCGCAUUUUAAGGCGAGUAAAUAUGAACUUAAACCUUUAUUAUGUAUGCAUAUAAUGAUAAUAAUAAUAAUAAUAAUUAUAAUAGCAUUGGUCGGAGGUGCUGACUAUUAUUUGUAGGCUACUGUAUUUGGUAUUCGUUAUGUUCUAAAUGGUGUCUCUUCUUACCUUAUAACGUGUAGCAAAUUGUAAAAGUAUGGAAAUUAUAUGAUAUGAUGCUAUUUACAUCCUAUUUGGGGAUAUCCUAUCUCAAGGAAUAGUGUUUUAUGUUAAUGUUCCAAUAUUUCGUCCUGUAGAAUACAAUCUCGCAUUCCAUUAUUUGCGUUUGUAAGGGGUUAUAUGCAGACCCGUCGCCAGACCUAAGUCUUAAGGGGGGCAUAUGAAAU